UGGAGACUCCUGUACAGCGAGUUCUCUGUCAUGAAGGAGGUGAUAACCACACUGUCUAUUUGCCCCGUCUUCUUCAACUGACAACCUGUACUGGACUCGAUGACUCUUUCCCUACCUCAAUUUCUCGCUUCCAACUUCCAGGCAAUCUCCCACCUAACCACCUCAACAAGUUCGACCGCUCUUUCUUUGGCCUCUCAAUCUCAUCAAACCACGCAAGAAAUUCAUCAAGCUCGUGCACUCAUCUCAGACUCGGCGUAUCACCUUAGCGAUGUCCUCAAUACCCUCGCGGGAAGAACGACCGACCAUAUAGAAUCUCUCGAUGUGAAGGUAGAAGAACUCAAAGAUAAGCUACUCCCGCCUGCACCUAAGGAAGAAGAUCAAGCCUGGUUCUCAUACGAUAACAUAAUCUCAGAGAGGUGGUGGAAAGGGAACCUGGUUUGGGUUCUGGGAUUUCUUAUUAGAGGGGCCUCCCUAUCCGCGUGGAUUGAUUCUCCGUUCCUCAAGAUCCUAGAAAUCAUUUGGAUCGUCGCGUUCUGGUUGCUCAAACGAAGCCUCUCUACUGUUACCAGCUUCCUCGUACUAUGUUUUUCUUGCCGCAAAUACCUUCACCGCAUUCUCAUAACUUCCACUUCGAAUUGGGUACCGAACGAUCCUGAAAGACUCACAGGACAAAAGCAAAGACAAUUUCUCUUGAGUAACGAUUUAUUCGACCCGUCAUCAAGAAAGAUUGCUGCACCAGCGAUGACUGGAGCCAUUGGAAUCGAUCCUCAAACAAACAAAGUCCUAGGUCUAUCUGCUGCGCUCGAACCUUCUGUACGUCAAUGUGACCCAAGAGUCCCUCAAACGCGAAUCAUCACAAGCAGAAUCCGACUCCUCGGUACUUCUGCUUCUAGUGCUGCUGCUACUCGCUCAAGAGUUUCUCGAAUACCCGAUAGACUUUGCAUUCCCUCCUUGGCUUAAAUAAUUGUUCUCGUUGAAUUGCUUUCCUUCGCUGCUCUCUUCAUUUUCAAGUACACUUUUUUCUCUGGAACUUUGGAAUACAAUAUAUGUACAUGGACGGAC
This is a messenger RNA of Lentinula edodes (shiitake mushroom), 1062 nucleotides long. RefSeq lists its product as uncharacterized. The coding region runs from base 100 to 960 and encodes 286 amino acids. The record is from RefSeq and is a predicted model, not a curated record. The transcript is spliced from 4 exons. NCBI's taxonomy places the organism in Eukaryota, Fungi, Basidiomycota, Agaricomycetes, Agaricales, Omphalotaceae.